This is a messenger RNA of Pelobates fuscus (common spadefoot toad), 8365 nucleotides long. It is a transcript of the gene CAD, whose product is annotated as carbamoyl-phosphate synthetase 2, aspartate transcarbamylase, and dihydroorotase. Gene Ontology annotation, biological process: UTP biosynthetic process; L-glutamine metabolic process; 'de novo' pyrimidine nucleobase biosynthetic process. Gene Ontology annotation, cellular component: cytosol; cytoplasm. The transcript is spliced from 46 exons. Gene Ontology annotation, molecular function: aspartate carbamoyltransferase activity; dihydroorotase activity; ATP binding. The record is from RefSeq and is a predicted model, not a curated record. Lineage: Eukaryota; Metazoa; Chordata; Amphibia; Anura; Pelobatidae. The coding region runs from base 50 to 6880 and encodes 2276 amino acids.
GCCAUAGUCCCGCCCCCCGCUGUCCCACGUGGUCCCCGCUGUCUCCCACAUGGCGCUGCUCGCUGUGCUCUGCCUGGAGGAUGGAACCCGCAUCACCGGCCGCAUGUGCGGGGCCCCCGGGCCGGCCUCCGGGGAGAUCGUUUUCCAGACUGGCAUGGUUGGGUACCCUGAAGCACUCACAGACCCCUCCUAUAAGUCUCAAAUCCUUGUCCUCACAUACCCACUGAUUGGAAACUAUGGGAUACCUCAGGAUGAAGUGGAUGAGUUUGGACUGAGCCGGUGGUUUGAAUCGAACCGGAUCCACGUGUCUGCCUUAAUUGUGGGCGAGUGUUCCCAGAACCCCAGUCACUGGAGCAGGUCACUGACAUUAGACCAAUGGCUGAAGGAGCAGAACAUCCCUGCUUUGGAAGGUGUGGACACCCGUGCUCUCACAAAGAAGAUCCGAGAGAAGGGCACCAUGCUUGGGAAGCUCAUUCCGGAGGGUAUGGAAGAAAGUCAGAUCCCGUAUGUGGAUCCUGGGAAGCAGAAUCUGGUGCAGGAAGUGUCCGUGAAGGAGCCCCGUGUGUUCAAUGCUGGAGCUUCCGUAAAGAUUGCGGUUUUGGACUGUGGUCUGAAGUACAACCAGAUUCGCUGCUUGUGUCAGAGGGGGGCUGAGGUGACAGUGCUUCCCUGGGACCAUGCUGUGGACCCUGCAGGAUUCGAUGGGCUGUUUAUCAGUAACGGACCUGGGGACCCUGUAUUUUGCCAACAGACCAUACGCAACAUUAAACAAUUCCUAGCCGGAGACAGUCCUAAACCCCUGUUUGGAAUCUGCUUGGGGCAUCAGAUCCUCUCCCUGGUUAUUGGGGCGAAGACUUUCAAGAUGAAAUAUGGAAACCGAGGUCACAAUCAGCCUUGUAUCCACGAGGGUUCCCAGCGCUGUUUCAUUACCUCCCAGAAUCACGGCUAUGCUGUGGACCCGAGCACGUUGCCAGACGGCUGGUCCGCUUUGUUCACCAAUGCGAAUGACAAGACUAAUGAGGGUAUAGUCCACGACAGCAAGCCUAUAUUCAGUGUUCAAUUCCACCCAGAGCAUUGUGCAGGGCCCAUGGAUCUGGUGUCCCUGUUUGAUGUGUUCUUGGAUACCGUACGGGAUGUGAAGGCUGGGGCAGUGGAAGGCAGAACAGUGAAGCAGCGUGUGAGAGAUCUUCUCACGUACAAAGACAACCCGAAUGUUUCUGACCUAGAAAAGACUCGCCCUCGCAAGGUGCUGAUCCUCGGCUCUGGGGGCCUGUCGAUUGGUCAGGCUGGGGAGUUUGAUUAUUCUGGAUCCCAGGCCAUUAAAGCUCUGAAGGAGGAGAACAUACAGACUGUGCUCAUUAAUCCCAACAUUGCCACAGUGCAGACAUCGAAAGGCCUGGCAGACAAAGUGUAUUUCCUGCCACUGACCCACGACUACGUAACUCAGGUGAUAAAGAACGAACGUCCAGAUGGUAUUCUGCUAACGUUCGGUGGUCAAACGGCGCUGAACUGUGGUGUGGAACUGACAAAGCGUGGUAUUCUGGAAAAGUACAAUGUGCGGGUCCUUGGCACUCCAGUGUCAUCUAUAGAAAUGACAGAAGACCGGAAGAUUUUUGUAGAGAAAAUGGAGGAGAUUGGGGAACAUGUGGCCCCUAGUGAGGCUGCUUUCUCCUUGGAGCAGGCUCAGGCUGCUGCCGAUCGUCUUGGGUAUCCGGUUCUGGUUCGUUCCGCCUAUGCAUUGGGGGGAUUGGGCUCUGGGUUUGCCAACACGAAAGAAGAGCUGACGGCUUUGGUUUGCCAGGCUUUUGCCCACACCACUCAAGUUCUGGUGGACAAAUCUCUGAAGGGCUGGAAGGAAAUUGAGUAUGAGGUUGUGAGAGACGCUUAUAACAACUGUGUGACGGUGUGUAACAUGGAGAAUGUGGACCCCCUUGGUAUUCACACUGGGGAGUCCAUUGUGGUGGCUCCGAGUCAGACUCUGAAUGAUCAUGAAUAUAACAUGUUGCGUGACACAGCCAUUAAAGUCAUCCAGCACCUGGGCAUCGUAGGCGAAUGCAACAUUCAGUACGCUCUGAAUCCGGAAUCUGAACAGUAUUACAUAAUUGAAGUGAAUGCCCGACUGUCACGCAGUUCUGCUCUUGCAAGUAAAGCCACUGGAUACCCUCUUGCAUAUGUGGCCGCCAAGCUGGCGCUGGGAAUACCCCUGCCCGUUCUCAGGAAUUCGGUCACUAAUUCCACCACAGCCAACUUUGAGCCUAGUCUGGACUAUUGUGUGGUGAAGAUUCCCCGCUGGGAUCUUAGUAAAUUCCUCCGAGUCAGCACCAAGAUUGGGAGCUCCAUGAAAAGUGUUGGUGAGGUGAUGUCUGUUGGAAGAAACUUUGAAGAAGCCUUUCAGAAGGCCCUCCGAAUGGUGGAUGAGAACUGCGUGGGGUUUGAUCACACUAUAAAGUCUGAAUCAGAUGAGGAGCUGGAGACUCCCACGGAUAAGAGAAUCUUCGUGCUGGCCGCUGCCCUACGUGCUGGGUACACCAUUGAUCGGCUGUAUGAGCUAACAAAGAUUGACCGCUGGUUCUUGCAUAAAAUGAAGAAUAUAACAGAUCAUUUGUCCACCCUGGAGGUUUACCAGGAUGACGAGAAGGACAUGCCUCGCGAUGUGCUUCUUCGAGCUAAGCAGCUGGGGUUCUCUGAUAAGCAGAUUGCUCAGGCUGUGCAGAGCACAGAGUUAGCUGUCCGCAAGAUGCGCAAGGAAUGGAAUAUCCUUCCGGUGGUAAAGCAGAUUGAUACAGUUGCUGCAGAGUGGCCGGCCCAGACAAACUACCUGUACCUGACGUAUAAUGGUACCGAGCAUGACUUGGAUUUCCAGGAGCCACAUGUCAUGGUGAUUGGAUCUGGCGUUUACCGCAUUGGGAGCAGUGUGGAGUUUGACUGGUGCGCAGUAGGCUGUAUCCAGGAAUUGCGCAAGAUGGGCUUUAAGACAAUCAUGGUCAAUUACAACCCAGAGACAGUGAGCACAGAUUACGACAUGUGUGACCGUCUGUACUUUGAUGAAAUGUCCUUUGAGGUGGUGAUGGAUAUCUAUGAGCUGGAAAACCCAGAGGGAAUCAUUCUUUCAAUGGGAGGUCAGCUGCCCAAUAAUAUCGCCAUGUCACUUCACCGUCAGCAAUGCCGCGUGCUGGGAACAUCUCCUGAAGCUAUUGACUCUGCAGAAAACCGCUUCAAGUUCUCUCGUCUGCUGGACACCAUUGGAAUAAGCCAACCCCAGUGGAAGGAGCUGUCUGAUCUGGAGUCAGCCUUCCACUUCUGUAGCAGCGUGGGCUACCCAUGCGUGGUGCGUCCAUCCUACGUCCUCAGUGGGGCCGCUAUGAACGUAGCUCAUUGCGAUGUAGACCUGGAGAAGGUUCUGAGCAACGCUGUGGCUGUUUCCAAGGAGCACCCUGUUGUUAUCUCCAAAUUCAUCCAGGAAGCCAAGGAGAUAGAUGUGGAUGCUGUGGCUUGUGAUGGCGUGGUGGUUGCUAUGGCAAUAUGUGAACAUGUAGAAAAUGCUGGGGUGCACUCUGGAGAUGCUACACUCGUGACCCCUCCUCAGGACAUCACACCUAAAACUUUGGAGCGGAUCAAAGCCAUUGUCCAUGCGAUUGGAUUGGAGCUCCAGGUCACCGGUCCCUUUAACCUGCAACUUAUAGCAAAGGAUGACCAGCUCAAGGUGAUUGAAUGCAAUGUGAGAGUGUCACGUUCGUUCCCCUUUGUUUCUAAAACCCUGGGGGUGGAUAUGGUGGCUUUGGCCACGCAGGUCAUAAUGGGUGAGGAGGUGGAACCAAUUGGACUUAUGACUGGGACAGGAAUAGUAGGCGUCAAGGUUCCACAGUUCUCCUUCUCUCGCCUGGCUGGAGCAGAUGUCGUGCUUGGUGUUGAGAUGACCAGUACGGGAGAGGUCGCCUGCUUUGGCGAGAACAGAUACGAGGCUUAUCUGAAGGCAAUGCUGAGCACAGGUUUCAAAAUCCCCCAAAAGAAUAUCCUGCUGACUAUUGGGAGUUACAAGAAUAAGAGUGAGCUCCUGCCAACAGUACGCGCCUUGGAAAGCAUGGGGUACAGUCUGUGUGCCAGCCUGGGUACCGCAGACUUCUACACGGAGCAUGGCAUAAAGGUGAAGGCCAUGGACUGGCCCUUUGAGGAGACAGAGAGUGAUGGUCCUCUGAAGGAGAAGCAGAGGAGUAUUAUGGAUCAUCUCUGUGAGAACCACUUUGAUUUGGUCAUUAAUCUGUCCAUGCGCAACUCUGGUGGGCGCAGACUGUCUUCUUUUGUUACCCGUGGAUACCGUGCCCGCAGGCUGGCUGUGGAUUACUCUGUGCCCCUCAUCAUCGAUAUCAAGUGCACAAAGCUCUUUGUAGAGGCUCUGCGUCAGAUUGGAUCUUUUCCUCCUGUGAAGACUCACGUAGACUGCAUGACCUCCCAGAAACUAAUUCGGCUGCCAGGUUUGAUAGAUGUCCAUGUGCACCUACGAGAACCUGGAGCUACUCACAAAGAGGACUUCUCUUCGGGCACCGCUGCAGCCCUGGCUGGGGGCGUAACCAUGGUUUGUGCCAUGCCCAACACAAACCCUGCCAUCACAGACAGCAGCUCCUUCUCUCUGGCACAGAAGUUGGCUGAAGCCGGCGCUCGCUGUGACUUUGCCAUUUUCUUGGGCGCUUCCUCAGAGAAUGCUGGGUCCCUCGCUCCUCUCGCUAGUGCAGCUGCGGGCCUCAAGAUGUAUUUGAACGAUACUUACUCACAACUCAAGAUGGACAACGUAUCUGUAUGGAUGGAGCACUUUGAAAAAUGGCCGUCACACCUGCCCAUUGUGGCCCAUGCAGAAGGUCAGACUGUGGCUGCAAUCCUGAUGGUGGCACAGCUUUACCAGCGAUCUGUGCACAUAUGCCACGUGGCAAAGAAGGAAGAGAUUCUCAUCAUUAAGGCUGCCAAGCAGAAGGGCAUCCAAGUGACGUGUGAGGUGGCCCCUCACCACCUCUUUCUCUGCCUCGAUGACCUGGACCGAAUCGGCCAGACACGGGGACAAGUGCGCCCCAUGUUAGGGACACGGGAGGAUUUAGAAGCAUUGUGGGAAAACUUGGAUAUUAUAGACUGCUUUGCCACAGAUCACGCUCCUCAUUCUGUGGAGGAGAAAGACGGCCCAAAUUCUCCUCCUGGGUACCCCGGUCUUGAGACCAUGCUGCCCCUUCUCCUGACUGCGGUUAGCGAUGGACGUCUUACCAUGGAUGACCUUAUCAAGCGUCUGUAUGAGAACCCUCGGAAGAUCUUCUCUCUGCCCACUCAGGAGAACACGUACAUUGAAGUUGAUCUGGAGCAUGAGUGGGUUAUACCCCCAAGCAUGCAGUUCACAAAGUCCCACUGGACCCCGUUUUAUGGGAUGAAGGUGAAGGGUGCAGUGCGCAGAGUGGUGUUGCGUGGAGAAGUGGCGUACAUUGAUGGCCAGGUUCUCGUUCCCAUGGGUUACGGGCAGGAUGUGAGGAAAUGGUCACCAACCGUUGCUCCCCAGACUCAGCCAGUGCCCAGCAAAGAACUUCUGAAGACCCCAGAACAUCGUCAUGUGACAGUACUAAGUGAGACUGUGCGCAGUCGAGCGCCCAGCCCACGUCGAGCAGGUCCAACUGGUGAUGGACGCUUCCACCUGCCACCUAGAAUUCACCGCGCUUCUGACCCAGGAUUGCCAGCUCCGAGGAAACUGACGGUAUCGCAGUGUCGUGGGACAGCCACAAAGAUCGAAUCUGCUCUGUUGGAGUGUCCGGAGCUAAUCCUGGGCUCAGCUGAGGACCAGAAAGAGAAGCUUCCCAAGAAACCCUCGGAAUCAGAAACUGUAAUAAACCAGGAUGGAUUCCCUUACCCUCCCCCCAUUCCGAGGUUGUCCCCACAGAACAUGUCCAUGCAAAGUGUUCCACAUGUGCAGACAUCACCUCUCCUGCACCCGCUAAUUGGGCAACAUAUUUUAAGUGUAAAACAGUUCAGCAAAGAUCAGAUGUCUCACCUGUUUAACGUGGCUCACACACUCCGUAUGUUGGUGCAGAAGGAGAGGAGUCUGGAGAUCUUAAAGGGGAAGGUAAUGGCCUCUAUGUUCUUUGAGGCCAGCACACGGACCAGCAGUUCCUUUGCAGCGGCCAUGCAACGCCUUGGGGGUUCGGUCAUCUCUUUUUCAGAGUCCACAUCGUCUUCUCAGAAAGGAGAAUCCCUGACGGACUCGGUGCAGACCAUGAGCUGCUACGCCGAUGUGCUGGUACUGAGGCACCCACAACCUGGUGCUGUGGAGCUGGCAGCCAAACAUUGCCGGAAACCGGUGAUUAAUGCUGGGGAUGGUGUUGGUGAGCACCCCACACAGGCUUUGCUCGAUAUCUUCACCAUCAGAGAAGAGUUGGGAACAGUCAAUGGAAUGACGAUAACGAUGGUUGGGGAUUUAAAACACGGCCGCACAGUUCACUCCCUUGCCUGCCUUUUGACUCAGUACCGUGUCAACCUGCGAUAUGUUACCCCGCGCAGCCUGCGGAUGCCCUCAAAGAUCAUACACUUUGUGGCUUCUAAAGGAAUUAAACAGGAAGAGUUUGACAGCAUUGAGGAGGCCCUGCCCGAUACUGAUGUGGUGUAUAUGACUCGGAUACAGAAGGAGCGCUUCGAGUCCCAGGAGGAGUAUGAAAACUGUUUUGGGCAGUUUAUCCUCACACCGCAUAUUAUGACCAGGGCUAAGAAGAAGAUGGUGGUCAUGCAUCCAAUGCCACGUGUCAAUGAGAUCAGUUUGGAAGUAGAUUCAGACCCCCGUGCCGCAUACUUUCGCCAAGCUGAAAAUGGCAUGUUCGUCCGAAUGGCUCUCUUGGCCACAGUGCUUGGCAAAUACUGAGUAUGGACAUCUCAAGCAAUCCAUGAACUGGACCAAACCACUCCAUGCACUAGUAGGGGUUAGAGCUGCAAAUUAAGAGAUAAAUCGCUCAAUCAUUCUUUUUUGGAAUCCUCCCCUCUUUGCUAACCGAGUAGUACUGUGCACGAAAAAGGAUCCUUGUUAUAUCACCAAGGAGUGUCCCAGCUACUCUCUGCCCAUCCUGACUGUACUAUCUCCAUCUGUUAUUUUACCCUGAACAAAAGCAAUGGCUAAUGUAUUCAACAGCCCGAUCCAUCCUAACUGUACGAUUACCAUCCGCCCUGACUAUUCUCCCUAUAAAUUGGAUGUUUCACAUGACUGUUAUUGGGGAUUCACUCUUAUUGUUACCUAGGUUAGGGGCCCACCUCCUUUCCAUUCUGAAGGUUCAUUGUUGACAGCAAUACACUUCCUGCAUGUUGGAUUCAGAGGAGAUUUCUUAACCAGGUGUGGGUGGCUUGCAGAGACUCUACAUUGAGCUGCACUGGUUUGGUGGUGAGAUUAACCAGAGGAGGAGAUCACCAGUGGGCCAAGCGCUGAAGACACUUUUCUAUGAAUAUUACCCCGUUUCUAUGGUUAUUUACAAAAUCAUUUUAACUUCACCUUAAACUAUCAUCUGGAAGUUUAAAACUGUCACAAAUGCUGAUCGUUCAUAUAAUCCUUUUCUAAAAUAAGUUUUCUAAGAGCAAGUUUGGAGCCAUCUGUGACCCCGGUUAGUGGAUCUGAUGGGAUUUUCCUUCAUGAGUUAAUAUCUGCUGGUGAAGCUGCAGUCAUCGCAAGGUUUUCCUGUAACCAGCUUGUUUCUAAACCAAUGAGGACUGCAAAUACACCACCUCCUAGUGGUGCAGAGCAUUCCCUGUACCCUGGUAGGAGGAGGGUAUUUUAGGUUUGAAGCUGUAUAAUUGCAUAGGGGUAGCCUAUUUAUAGGCUUUGCGCUUGGCAUCAAAGCCAACCAGAUAAGUCUUUGCACUAUUUGUUGGCAGGGUCACAAUCUGCUCGGUUCUCACUUGUAACUACAUAGGUCUGAAUUGAAUUUCAGUCUCUAUUGGUAAGGUCAGUCAUCUCACUACUAUCAAAUAAUGGAAGGGUCUUUACAGUCCUCAUGGGUUGGGUCACAACUUGGUCCUCUCACUGUAAUCCGAUAGGGGUCUUCAGGGGUGGAGUCACAGUUCAGCAUUUUCACUCUCAUUCAAUAAGUGUGAUUGGUCUUUACAUUCCUUGUGGGUGGAGUCACAGUUGAGAAGGCUUAGUUUAACCAGAUAGGGAUGAGGAGUCCCUUAGUAAUUGGUGGGCUCAGUUUCUUUCUGGUUUAUAUUGGAUCAUGCCUUGCUUCUUGCUGCUUUAUUUAAUUAGAUGCUGGUAGAGGAACGAAGGACUGAGAAGAAAGAAAUGCUGCUGGGUUUUUGAUGUCAAUGUGUAGGUCAUGCUUAUGUGAAAUUUUUCUAAAUAAAUGAAAUGCACCCCAUAAAA